AUGGGUCCGUUGCCGCUGGGCCUGCGGCGCCUCCUGCUCCCGGGACCGGGACUGGGGCUGGGCACGGCCCCGCGCUGCGGCGGGAGCUCGGGGAGCGGCAAGGCGCCGCGCCGCACGCUGUAUGAGGUGCUGGACGUCCCGCCCACCGCCACGCCGGCGCAGAUCAAGGCGGCGUACUACCGGCAGUCCUUCCGCUUCCACCCGGACCGCAACGCGGGCAGCGCGGCCGCCGCCGAGCGCUUUGCCGCCGUCAGCGAGGCCUACCGCGUGCUGGGCAGCGCCGCGCUGCGCCGCAAGUACGAUCUCGGCGCCCUCAGCCGCGACGACGUGCGCGGCGCCCCCCGGCCCUCGAGCCGCGCUCCCGCCGCGCCGCCCGCCGCCCGCGCCGCAGCCAA
This is a messenger RNA of Centrocercus urophasianus (Greater sage-grouse), 395 nucleotides long. It is a transcript of the gene DNAJC30, whose product is annotated as DnaJ heat shock protein family (Hsp40) member C30. The annotation marks the transcript as partial. NCBI's taxonomy places the organism in Eukaryota, Metazoa, Chordata, Aves, Galliformes, Phasianidae. The record is from RefSeq and is a predicted model, not a curated record. The transcript has a single exon.